This is a messenger RNA of Klebsormidium nitens, 2082 nucleotides long. NCBI's taxonomy places the organism in Eukaryota, Viridiplantae, Streptophyta, Klebsormidiophyceae, Klebsormidiales, Klebsormidiaceae. The record is from the annotation of a GenBank genome assembly.
GUUGCAGAUCGCUGUCGACACACCAGCGCCGCAUUCAUGAGCAAACAGGAAGCUCCAGUCUCCUCCUCCUACCUACCGCGGUACUCGAAAGCUCUUCAAAUGCCUCGACGGCCCUGAGGCUGUAGGCCUUUUAUGAGCUGUCCUCUCAUAGAGUGAGGCGGGCUUUUUUGCUCGCUUUGAUCGUUGAGCUGUUGUGCAUAAAGUUGUAAAUAAGAAGCACGUUUCGCCGCCUGCUGAUUCAGAGCAAACCAAGAGCCGUGUUGCGACAGAACGCUCUCGUGGCUUCCACCCGGCGCAGGAGUCGUCCAUCACAGCAGCCUACACAACAUGGGUGCAAACGCCCUGUGUGGACGUCAGAUCUAGCACCAGACUGCCCUCCACUCUAAGGACCUUGGCUCUCAAUAGAGAUCUGCAACAACGGAGUUGCAGAAACAGAAAGCAUUCUGGCAUCUGGCGCGACUUAGGACGAAUGAACCUAGCUACUGCACUGGCAAGGUAUCCGGUUCGGGGGUCCAUUUAGCAUUUCCCUUGUUGGAGAUUGAAUCGGAUAUCCAGACUUACCAACGUUCGCAAGCAGAAAGACCAUGGUGUAUGUUUUGGACAGCAAUUUCUUGGCCAUUACGGCCAUUGUUACGGUUGCAUACCAGGUAACUUUUUUCAUCAUAGCCUGGAGCUUCAAGUUCGACAAAGUCACAGACUUUGCAGGUGGUACCAAUUUCGUUGUUCUUGCAAUCUUGACCUUCUUCCUGGGGGCAACGUGGCAUGCUCGUCAGAUCGUGUUGACUCUGUUUGUCAUCGUGUGGGGCGUUCGGCUAGGGGGCUUCCUCCUAAUGCGGAUCCUUCAAUGGGGGGCGGACACCCGCUUCGACGAAACCCGAGAGAACUUCUGGAAGUUUGCGGCUUUCUGGGUGUUCCAAGCGAUCUGGGUGUUCACUGUUUCCCUCCCCCUCACCAUCGUCAACGCCACGCUGCGCAACCCUAGCUUGGGCGCAGCGGACUACGUGGGCUGGGUCAUGUGGGGCGUGGGGUUUCUGUUCGAAGUGUUCGCCGACCAGCAAAAGCUCAACUUCAAGAAGGACCGGGCCAACAAGGGGCGCUGGUGCGACGUCGGCGUGUGGGGCUACUCGCGGCAUCCAAACUACUUCGGCGAGCUCAUGAUGUGGUGGGGCAUCUUCGUCUCGAGCACGCGCGUGCUGCACAAAGGCCAGUGGGCCGCGGUCCUGGGUCCUAUCACCAUCACGAUAAUCUUGCUAUUUCUCAGCGGUAUCCCGCUGUUAGAGGCGUCCGCGGACAAGAACCACGGGGGAAAGCCGGAGUACGCUUUGUACAAACGGCGGACGAGUCCGUUGAUACCCCUUCCCCCGGCACUCUACAAGAGACUGCCUGGCUGGGCGAAGCUCGUCUUCUUGUUUGAGCUGCCGUUGUACAACUCCAAGCUUGAGCCAACAAAGGAGUCGCUCCAAGCGGGAGGCGACGCCGUAUGACAAGUGGUGUAUGUUUGUGCAUACAUCUGCGGACUUUGCGCAAGCUGGUUUCCGCAAGAUCCAGAUAAAUCUAGCGCUAAAUCUAUGGGUACAAAGGAGGUAGAUUCAGGCACAUUGUCUGAGCAUUGACAUGGUUCAUGCACUUACGCAUGUGACUGUAGCGGCGUUAGUCAAAAGGUAAUUCUUGCAUGACUUGACGGUAACUAUGCAUUUUGGCGGUAAGUUUUUGUAUCCCGGAUGCCGCAUGCGUACAGCUUAGUAGGUGGCAGUGAAGCGAGUUGAAGCAAUUCUGGAUGAUCAUACUGGUGAUUUCGACUCAGAGGGUCGGAUCAGUGCACUUUCUGAACAAGGAAGGCUACGUACGGCUGACUUCAAGUUCCAUCCUUUAAUUGGUCAUGGGAAUCGUCGUGCAGCUUCUCGGGGCAAGCUUGAAGGCUUACCAUUUUCCCGUGGCCUCUUGAAACUUUCUCCUAGCUGUCUCAGUCGAUUGGGAGUCAAAGGAUUCAUAUCAGCCUUUCAUUGUUGUCAUGAUCAGCCAACUGCUUUCAUUCUCCUUGAAUGUGCAUCUGCUGGAAAUUCAGCUUCAUAUUUGGCCAGG